AUGGUGUCUUCUAUGAGAAGAGGCCGAGGGGCCAGACGCUUACUGCUCUCGCUUCUGCUCGCAUUCUGGGAGGCAGGGAGCGGCCAGCUCCACUACUCGGUCCCCGAGGAGGCCAAACACGGCACUUUCGUGGGCCGCAUCGCGCAGGACCUGGGGCUGGAGCUGGCGGAGCUGGUGCCGCGCUUGUUCCGGGUGGCGUCCAAAGGCAGAGAGGACCUUCUGGAGGUAAAUCUGCAGAAUGGCGUUUUGUUUGUGAAUUCUCGGAUCGACCGGGAAGAGCUGUGCGGGCGGAACGCGGAGUGCAGCAUCCACCUGGAGGUGAUCGUGGACAGGCCGCUGCAGGUUUUCCAUGUGGAGGUGGAGGUGAAGGACAUUAACGACAACCCGCCGGUAUUUCCAAUGACAGUAAAGACUAUCCGGUUUCCCGAAUCGAGGCUGCUUGACUCGCGGUUUCCUCUAGAGGGCGCAUCUGAUGCAGAUAUCGGAGUAAACGCUCUUCUCUCCUACAAGCUCAGUGCCAGUGAGUUUUUCUUUCUAGACAUACUGACAAAUGAUGAACUAAGCCAAUCUUUGUCUCUUGUGCUGGGGAAAUCUCUGGACAGAGAGGAAACUUCUCAGGUUAAUUUGUCACUGGUGGCUACAGAUGGGGGCAAACCUGAGCUCACAGGCACCAUUCAAAUACUUAUUAAAGUAUUAGAUGUGAAUGACAACGAACCUACUUUUGCCCAAUCAAUUUAUAAAGUCCACUUGUUAGAGAACGCUGCCAAUGGAACCUUAGUGGUUAAAUUAAAUGCUUCUGAUGCAGAUGAAGGGUCAAACAGUGAAAUUGUGUAUUCACUCAGUAGUGGUGUGUCUUCCACUGUACAGACUACGUUCAAAAUAGAUCCCAACUCAGGUGAAAUCAGAACUAAGGGAAAAUUAGAUUAUGAAGAAACGAAGACCUAUGAGAUUCAGGUCAUUGCAUCUGACAAAGGAACCCCGUCAAUGUCCGGACACUGUAAAAUUUCAGUAAAACUCGUGGACGUCAAUGAUAACACACCAGAAGUCUCAAUAAGGUCUCUCUCACGUUCCAUCCAAGAGAAUGCUGCCCUGGGCACCGUCAUCGCCCUCAUCACAGUGUCGGACAGCGACUCUGGUGUCAACGGGCAGGUCAUCUGCUCCUUAACAUCUCAGGUCCCGUUUAAACUGGUGUCCACCUUCAAAAACUACUAUUCACUGGUACUGGACAGCACCCUGGACCGCGAGAAGGUGUCUGCCUAUGAUCUGGUGGUGACCGCGCGGGACGGGGGCUCGCCUUCGCUGUGGGCCACCGCCAGCGUGUCCGUGGAGGUGGCCGACGUGAACGAUAAUGCGCCGGCGUUCGCGCAGCCCGAGUACACGGUGUUCGUGAAGGAGAACAACCCGCCCGGCUGCCACAUUUUCACGGUGUCGGCGCGGGACGCGGACGCGCAGGAGAACGCGCUGGUGUCCUACUCGCUGGUGGAGCGGCGGGUGGGCGAGCGUGCGCUGUCGAGCUACGUGUCGGUGCACGCGGAGAGCGGCAAGGUGUACGCGCUGCAGCCGCUGGACCACGAGGAGCUGGAGCUGCUGCAGUUCCAGGUGAGCGUGCGCGACACUGGCGUGCCGCCUCUGGGCAGCAACGUGACGCUGCAGGUGUUCGUGCUGGACGAGAACGACAAUGUGCCCGCGCUGCUGGCGUCUCGGGCUGGAGGCUCUGGCGGUGCGGUGAGCGAGCUGGUGCCGCGGUCGGUGGGCGCAGGCCACGUGGUGACGAAGGUGCGCGCGGUGGACGCCGACUCGGGCUACAACGCGUGGCUGUCGUACGAGCUGCAGCCGGCGGCGGGCGGUGCGCGCAGCCCGUUCCGCGUGGGGCUGUACACGGGCGAGAUCAGCACGACGCGCGCCCUGGACGAGGCGGACGCUCCGCUUCAGCGCCUGCUGGUGCUGGUGAAGGACCACGGCGAGCCGGCGCUGACGGCCACGGCCACCGUGCUGGUGUCGCUGGUGGAGAGCGGCCAGGCGCCGAAAGCCUCCUCUCGGGCUUCGGUUGGCGCCGCAGGCCCAGAGGCGACGCUGGUGGAUGUCAACGUGUACCUGAUCAUCGCCAUCUGCGCCGUGUCCAGCCUGUUGGUGUUGACGCUGCUGCUGUACACGGCGCUGCGGUGCUCGGCGCCGCCCUCCGAUGUCGCGUGCGGACCUGGGAAGGCCACGCUGGUGUGCUCCAGCGCGGUGGGGAGCUGGUCGUAUUCGCAGCAGAGGCGGCAGAGGGUGUGCUCUGGGGAGGGGCCGCCGAAGACCGACCUCAUGGCUUUCAGCCCCAGCUUACCGCAGGGUCCAGACUCCGCAGAAGAAAGACAACAGCUCUCAGAAGCAGAAUACUUAGGAAAGGUGAGCCUUUUAAUUUUUCUUGCCAGAUCUAGAAUCGUUGUAUUUCCUUAUUUUUUUUAUGAUGUCUGUUAA
This is a messenger RNA of Cynocephalus volans (Philippine flying lemur), 2460 nucleotides long. RefSeq names its product protocadherin alpha-2-like. The coding region runs from base 1 to 2460 and encodes 819 amino acids. Gene Ontology annotation, biological process: homophilic cell-cell adhesion. Gene Ontology annotation, cellular component: plasma membrane. NCBI's taxonomy places the organism in Eukaryota, Metazoa, Chordata, Mammalia, Dermoptera, Cynocephalidae. The transcript has a single exon. Gene Ontology annotation, molecular function: calcium ion binding. The record is from RefSeq and is a predicted model, not a curated record.